Helobdella robusta is the source of this 495-nucleotide messenger RNA. RefSeq lists its product as hypothetical. The record is from RefSeq and is a predicted model, not a curated record. NCBI's taxonomy places the organism in Eukaryota, Metazoa, Annelida, Clitellata, Rhynchobdellida, Glossiphoniidae. Bases 1 to 495 code for a protein of 164 amino acids. The transcript is spliced from 4 exons.
AUGGGUCUUGAGAUCCACUCUGAACUUCUGGCGGAUCUGGACAACUUUGAUGGGGUGGCAGAGAUUUUCAACAAACUGUUUGACGACAAGGGAGAGCGCUCCUCAAUGAAUUUUGAAAACAGAUGGGUCUUGAGAUCCGCUCUGAACUUCGCAAGUGAUGGAGAAAUAGUUAGAGAAGUAGGUAGAGAGUUCCAGAGAAAAGGACCAGAAAAAGCAAAAGCAGAUUUGGCAAAAGAGUGUUUAACACGAGUUAAGAAAAAGCGAGAAGAAGAAGACGAUCGUAAACCGGGGCGUUUAGUUGCUGGGAAUCUACCCGGCACGGACAACGCAGUGGAGGGUUGGCACAUAUGGAGAUUAAUUGAUAACUUGAGAACUGAACUUCUGCUCAGUAAGCUAUCGAACACCUCAUUCAAGGUCGACAAACGCCCGCCAGCAAUAAAAUCUAUAAAGAUCUUUCGGCCAGAAUCGCGGCAGCUGUUGGCAACUAUACCAUGA